Nothoprocta perdicaria is the source of this 4679-nucleotide messenger RNA. It is a transcript of the gene SUGP2, whose product is annotated as SURP and G-patch domain containing 2. The transcript has 9 exons. The coding region runs from base 1 to 3318 and encodes 1105 amino acids. Gene Ontology annotation, molecular function: RNA binding. The record is from RefSeq and is a predicted model, not a curated record. Gene Ontology annotation, biological process: RNA processing. NCBI's taxonomy places the organism in Eukaryota, Metazoa, Chordata, Aves, Tinamiformes, Tinamidae. Gene Ontology annotation, cellular component: nucleoplasm.
AUGGCCUCUCGGCGCAUCACGCGGGAGACGUUCGACGCCGUGGUGCAGGACAAAGUGAAGCGGUACCGGAUGGAGCGCGGCGGCGCCAUGGAGGAGCCUCUCCAUCCCUUCAAAGCUCCUUCAAGGCCAGUCCCAAGACCGAGAUAUGAAGACAGUUUUCAUGAUGAGGGAAGAUAUGCUCAUGAUGACACCCAGCACCAUCCCCAUGAUGACUGGAGUGAAGACCCUCGAGAUGAAUAUCCAGGACCUUCUUACAGAUCUGGCAGCCCUCUUUUAAGGAAAGAUAACUAUUACCACGAACAGUAUGGCCGCCCAGCGGCGCGUGACCGGGAAUACGGGCGCCCGGUAUCCCAUGACAGGGAAUUUGGCCAUCCAGCAACUCGCGACCGGGAGUACGGGCGGCCGGUUUCCCAUGACCGUGAAUAUGGGCGCCCAGUUUCCCAUGACCGGGAGUACAGGCGCCCGGUUUCCCAUAACCAGGAAUAUGGGCACCCGGUUUCCCAUGACCGGGAGUACGGGGACCUGGCUUCUCAUGACCAGGACUACGGCCACCCUGAACCCUGGGAGUCCAGCGGACCACACGAAACUGACUUUAGUCCUUCGCAUAUUUUAGGUGAUUUUAGAUCUCCUGGACUCAUGGAAGAUGAUUACAGUAAUAUGGAAAGUCAGGAGUAUGAUAUGGACUUUGGAAUUCAAAGUGAUAGUGAGUUCAGGCCCCCGCUGCGGAGGGGCAACAUUGGCAGGGGAAGAGUUCUGCGAGGAAAACGUAUUGCAAGGGGUGCUGCCAAAGCUAAAGUAUUUAAAGGAGAUAUCAAACCUCCGCUAAAGAAAUGGAACACUAAAAAGCUGCAACCAGAGCCUGAACAGAAGCCGACUAUGCAAUCUGAUCAAAUGCCUGAGACUGCCGAAUGUCCAGACCAGAGGCCGGUGACCAUCCCGCACCCUAAUCAAAAGUUGCUUCCGCGUCCUAAUCAGAGACCAACUCUAACCACCCAGAGACCUAUCAUCAGGCUUCCAAAGCCUGCUCACGUUUUCAGAAAUCUCAGUUUUGACCUUGUGGACAAGUCUGACAUUUUUUCAACAUUUGGAAUAGAAAUCAUAAAAUGGGCUGGAUUUCAUGCAAUAAAAAAYGAUGCAGAAUUUUCCCGGCUCUUUGGAGCGCUCUUUGAGCUAGAGACAGAAACCUGCGCAAAAAUGCUUGCUUCCUUCAAAUGCUCGCUAAAGCCAGAGCACAGAGAUUAUUGUUUCUUUGCUAUCAAGAGUUUACAACACGCUGCUCUGAAAACUCCCAAAGUGGAUAAUGAGUUUUUAAAUAUGCUUUUGGACAAGGGUGCUGUGAAAACAAAGAACUGCUUCUUUGAAAUAAUAAAACCUUUUGAUAAAUACAUAAUGAGGCUCCAAGACCGUCUGCUAAAAGGUGUYACGCCUCUGCUCAUGGCUUGCAAUGCCUAUGAAUUAAGCAUUAAAACAAGUGGGUUUGGUAAUCCCAGAGAAAUGGCAAAUGCUUUUGAGACCACUGUUUCUCUUUGUCGUAAGUCUUUAGCGCUUCUGGGUCAGACCUUUGCAUUAGCAUCUGUUUUCAGACAAGAGAAAAUACUUGAAGCUGUAGGGCUCCAGGAAAUGGCUCCUGCACCAACGUUAUUCCCCAAUUUUGAUGAUUCAACCUUGUUUGGAAGAGAGUACAUAGAAAAUUUGAAGGCCUGGUUGGAGAAAAGUGGAUAUCCAAUUCAUAUGAAAAAAGCUGAACCGGAGUCCACAGUACAAGCACAGCUUAAAAAACCCUCUCCUGACCCCAAAAGUAAGAUCCCCCAGCGAGCGGAUCGGAAAGUUGUAGAGACAAUUGAAAAGCUAGUGAAUAGCAUUGUUGCAGGAACCUUGUCUGCCAAAGAAAGAAACGCUCAAAAGAACUGUCCUGAAUAUUGGUUCUUGUCUGAAGAAGAUAGUCUAGAAUACAAAUAUUACAGACUGAGGUUAGCGGAGAUGCAAAGACGGACGUCGUCUGGAAAGGAAGCAGGUGGUGAGGGCAAAACACCAGAAGAAUCUGCAACAGAAUCAGUAAGGGCCAUGCUGUAUGCCAGGAAAGUAGCAAGUAUUAAGAGAAGAUUAUUUAAAAGAAAAAGACUKGGAAUUACUGCACAACGUGGAAUUAUUCGAGGAAGGAAGGGGAGGAGGGCGACAACAGCAACACAGACUGUGCUGUCAGCUGGCACAAUGCUGAAACACCAAGACAAGCACAUCCAAGGCUCAGUCCAGUCAAAGCCUUCUGUGUCCGAAACCAGCGUGGCUGAAAAGAAUUCCUCCUUGGAUACAACUGGGUCCUCACGAUGUCCAGAAGCUUCUCUGCCAGCAGAAGAAGGGACAGAAUCUGAAGAUAUAUUGGCGCCACCUGACCUUUUCCCACCAUUGUCCUCUCAGUUUCCUGAUGUGGAUGCUAAAACRAUGGAAACUGCUGAGAAGUUGGCCAAGUUUGUUGCUCAGGUAGGACCAGAAAUCGAGCAGUUCAGCAUAGACAACAGUGCGGAUAACCCUGAUCUUUGGUUUCUACAGGACCGAAAUAGUUCUGCUUUCAAAUUUUACCGAAUGAAAGUCUAUGAGUUAUGUCCAUCUAUUAACUUCAGUACURUGUCAGAAACAACUGAUGCUGGGGAAGGUACUAAACCUGAAGAGAGAAAUCUGGAUGUUUCAGAAGAGGAGGAGGAAGAAGAGGAAGAGGAGGAGGAGGAGGAAGAAAACGAGGAGGAAGCUGAGUUUGAAGAGGAUAGUUCCCGACCUUUGGAAGAAAUGGGAAUGGAACAAGCAGAGGAGGGAGAAGAGGAGGACUUCUCAGCAGGUAGAAGUGAGGAGAACCUAGCUGAAGAGAUGAUUUCCAAAACGGGAGAGGAAAUUUCAGCAGGUGAAAGGCAGCUAGCCACAUCAUCUGAUGGUACUGUACCAAAUCUGUCAACACAGGCAUCUACUCCUGUUCCCGGUACCCUCUUUCCUCGCAAACGAAUCAGCAGCAAGUCACUGAAAGUUGGUAUGAUUCCUGCCUCUAAAAGGAUAUGUCUCAUAGAAGAACCAAAAGUUCACGAACCUGUCAGAAUCGCUUAUGAUAGGCCUCGUGGUUGCCCAGUUACAAAGAAGAAGAAGAAACCUAAAGAUUUAGAAUUUUCCCACAAGAAACUGACAAACAAAAACGUGGGUUUCCAGAUGCUUCAGAAGAUGGGCUGGCAAGAAGGACACGGCCUUGGUACACGAGGGAAAGGAAUCCGAGAGCCUGUAAAAGUUUCCAGGCUCUCUUCCAUGAAGACUGCAAGCUUCAGUGAACAUUUUAACUAACUUCAGUGCUGUGUCUGCUGUCUUUUGGUUGUUUUCUUUGCCAUUAAUCUUGUAGAGCAAUUUGCUAGUUUCUGUUUGGUGCAAAUUGGCAGUAGUGCUAAGCUAGUAACRAUUAGAUGCUUAUGUUAUUGGAUAACUGACAUUUCUUUUUAGUGUAAGUAAACAUUAGCAUUGUUAAUCUUUUAAUAUCUGCAAUAAAUGUAGAACUAAACAAUUCCUGGUUUAAAUGUUUUGCUUGUGAAUUUGGCCCUUUGUGAGAGAUAUGCAUCAUUUUGGCACUAACAAGUGGGAGAUUAUGCASUAUUAUUUUAGCGUAAAACAGGAUUUUGUAGCGUUUGAGGGAAGGAAGGUCCCUCCGUUUCUGUGCUGCUAAAUGGUUUCUGUAAAGAAUACCCAUUGAAUCACUUCUUAGUUACUUUUUCAUGGGUUCCAGUGCAUGAAACCCAUGUACAACAGUGUUAUGUGCAACAUGAAUGCAAAAAUAAAAGGAAAAAAAAAAAGUGUCCAGGCAAAAUGCAAGAGUUUUGCCCUUCUCUCACAUCUGAGGAAUUAGUUCUCUCUCUGAUUUUUCUCAAUGCCCUGAGUUUAGGACAGCAAAGCUUUUCUUUACAUAUGUGUGUGGUUUACUGUUACAUUUAAAUUUGCGUUCUUUUUCAGAAAGGAUGUGAGGGAGGAAAAAGAAUGCAACAAAAUGAAAUUUAACACAUAUACAACAGCCGUCUAUUGAGGUAAAAUGAGUGUUUAUCUGCUAAAGCUACAAGCCAGGUCCUGCUUUCCUUUCCUUUUCUACUGACAGCUGUAGCAAGCAUUCCUGAGACAAAAACAAGCUGUUUUUUUUUUUCUUUUGCUUUUCCUCCAACAUCUUACUAAGCAUAUGGACCUGGUUUUGGGGAAAAAAAAAAUAAAAAAGAAAAUUUGCUCUCAGAAGAGAGAAAUGAGGCCAUCCCYACUUCGUGGGAGGUGCACUAAUGCAGUAGAAGACCUACAGACAUAACAAUUUGCAUUGGAGUAAUCAUCCUGGACUAAUACAGAUGUUUUCAUUCUUUUGCUUUCAAAAGUUGUUGUUGUAAUACCAAUGACAUUUUUCCUAUUUAUUGCUUUUUAUAUAUAUAAAACACUAUAGCAUCCUUAGUGUGAACACUAAAUCUGUGUUGAGAUGUUAUUUCUCAAAAAAAAAAAAAAUGUACAGUAUUUUAUUUUUUUCUAUUGAUAUUUCAUUCUAUAUUCUAUUCUGGUUUUGUGCCCAUAGAAAGUCUGGACUCUUAAAUUCAAACACUGAUAGUUUGGCUUGUUUUCUGUCCCCUAGUAGGUAUUCUUUAUAAARCAGAACAAGUUUCUGGAAUUCCUGUACCGUCUUUCUU